UAAGUCCGCUAAACGAAAGGAGGUAAGGCUUGAUGUGGUGCACAGAGCGAGAGCCGCGCGCGCUCGUGCACGCACACACAAAAAAGAGGGGCAGUCCAGGAUUCUGACUGAGACACGGCCCUGAUCCGGACAAGGUCUCAAAUCGCAACCCCAGUCCCCGCAAAUUUCCGGAGCGUCCCUGCACCCCCCACCUCCGGAGAUUACUGUAGGCGCAUCUCUCCGCCCUGACCCGCAGAGGCGCCGCGCCCUUCCUUCUCCUCCUCCCCUCCCCCGCCACAGCUCUCCGUCCCCCGCGAACGCGGCUUCCUAGUGUCCUUUCGAACGCCCGCGUGGCUGUCGGGUUUCGAACCCUAGCACCAACCCUCGCCCUCAACACACGUAGCUGAGUCGCUGGCGCAGCCUUUGCCCCCGCAUCAAUCAUUAACGGGCCAGCUCGGGCUGCUGCGGCCCGAGGAGGGGGGAUGGUACGGAACUCGAGACUGGGGACAACUCUAUCCCCCGAGGCGGCCGCGAAACACUAGCCGGGGAGGCCCCCGCCCUCCCUCGGUGCGCCCGUGCCUCCCUCCCUCCAGAGCCUGGGCUCCCACAUCCCCGCCUCCCGCGCCGGGGGCGGCGGCGGCUGCGCCCGCACCGCGCGAUGCCCAGUCACCGCAGCAGCGCCGCCAACGCUGCAGUCCGCCGCGCCGCCGCCGCUACCGCAGCGCGGGCGGUCGCGAGCCGGUAGCAGAGAGCCUGGCGAAGGGGCUGCCCAGCCACGCGCGCUCCUGCCAGUCGCUGCGCUGCUUACCGGUUGAUUAUUUUUAUUUAAUUAAUUUAUUUAUAGGAACGGCUGCUCAGAGGCUCAGGUCUUCUCUUGAACCUGCAGCGACGCCCCAGGCGCGUGCACAAAGGCUCCGACGGCGGCCGGCGGGGACUGCAGAGCGCGCGAGGCCCGGCGCCAGAGGUCGCCUGUUCGUGUCCUAGCCAAGCCCCGAGCACCAUGCCGCGGCGCCUGCAGCCCCGGGGCGCGGGCACAAAGGGCCCGCCCGCCACGACCCAGGCGGCUUUGGAGACAUCCCCGCGCCCUAAGCCUUCUGCCUCAGGGGACCCUCCUGCAUCCGCCAAGCCGCUGCUGCGCUGGGACGAGGUGCCCGACGACUUCGUGGAGUGCUUUAUACUGUCGGGCUACCGGCGGCUGCCCUGCACCGCGCAGGAAUGCCUAGCCUCGGUGCUGAAGCCUACCAACGAGACGCUCAACUUCUGGACGCACUUCAUCCCGCUGCUGCUGUUUCUGAGCAAGUUCUGCCGCCUGUUCUUCCUGAGCGGCCGCGAUGUGCCCUUUCACCACCCGUGGCUGCUGCCGCUGUGGUGCUACGCGUCGGGCGUGCUGCUGACCUUCGCUAUGAGCUGUACGGCGCACGUGUUCAGCUGCCUGUCGCUGCGCCUGCGCGCCGCCUUCUUCUACCUGGACUACGCGUCCAUCAGCUACUAUGGCUUCGGCAGCACAGUGGCCUACUACUACUACCUGCUGCCGGGCCUGAGCUUGUUGGACGCCAGAGUGAUGACCCCUUACGUGCAGCAGCGCCUGGGCUGGCAUGUGGACUGCACGCGCCUCAUCGCCGCCUACCGCGCGCUGGUGCUGCCCGUGGCCUUCGUGCUGGCGGUGGCCUGCACCGUGGCCUGUUGCAAGAGCCGCACUGAUUGGUGCUCUUACCCGUUCGCACUGCGCACCUUCGUCUUCGUCAUGCCGCUCAGCAUGGCCUGUCCCAUCAUGCUAGAGAGCUGGCUCUUCGACUUGCGAGGCGAGAACCCCACGCUCUUCGUGCACUUCUACCGCCGCUACUUCUGGCUGGUGGUGGCCGCUUUCUUCAAUGUGAGCAAGAUCCCCGAGCGCAUCCAGCCUGGCUUGUUCGACAUUAUCGGCCACAGCCACCAGCUGUUCCAUAUCUUCACUUUCCUCAGCAUCUAUGACCAGGUGUACUACGUGGAGGAGGGCCUGCGCCAAUUCCUUAAGGCGCCGCCUGCUGCUCCCACCUUUUCGGGCACCGUGGGCUACAUGCUGUUGCUGGUUGUCUGUCUGGGGCUGGUCAUCCGGAAGUUCCUAAACAGCUCCGAAUUCUGCACUAAAAAGUGAGCCUUCGCCUUGGAGGAGGCUGCUGGUUCGCCCACCUGUUUGUUUGGAGUUUCUAUUGUUGCUGUUGUUGGUUUGUUUUCAAGUUUUGUUGUGUUUCCUUUGCUCAAGGAGGGUGCUGCAGAACCACAGGGAAAAAAGUCAAACGCGACAAGGGGGUCUCAGUGCACUUGGGGCUUUGGAAGAGGGAGGUGGGUCACGCAGGAGGGAGCGGGCCGCUGGGUUUUGCCCUUGGACAAAAUUCAGCUGGUGUCUGUGAUGUCCAGGGAUUUUUCGGAGGCAGAGAAUAAAAUCCCAAAUAAAACCCCAAACAGUUCGAUUUUCCGAUCGUCUUCUGUGCCAGUGGUAGUAACAAGUAGGCCUUGCGAGGUCAGCUAAGCAGUAAAGAGGGUGAGUAGACAAAAUCCCUGGGUACUUCCAUUUCAGUCUGAGGAAUGCUUGGAUUUGUCAAAAGAAUGGAGCUUUGUAGGAAAUGGGCACAAAGACAUAAGCCCAGGGCUUACCCUGCUGGAAAAUGCAUGGAAUGUGAACACAAAUUAAUUAUUUCGAAAUGUUUCUCAGAUGUUAUUUAAAUAGUAAUAUAUACAAUGAUUUUUCGUAAUUUAUCAAGCCUGUGCUAUGCACUGAAUUUUCUUUGUCUUGUAGUUUUGAAUUUUGCAGCCUUUCUGCACUGCAUACACUUGAACUGGACAUCAUCAGGGCAAGCUGCUCGAGAGUUCUCAAUUACUUUUUUAAACAGUGUUCUCUGGAGGCCUAUGUAUGUCAUGAUACAACUGUGAAUUAUUCCACUUUAGGGACUCUGGUUAAACUAUUGGUGAGGAGCUCGGUGAUUUGUAUAGAUCCCAGAUUCCUAUUUACUUUAAUGUAUUCCACAAAACCCACCCUAUUUUUUGGUUUGUUUUGUUUUGAAUCUUAUUCUUUACUUCUCUACUUAUUUAAAUUGCCACUGGAAUAAAUGUGCCUUUGAAGCAAUGCCCAAGUGACUGGUCCUCAAACAUAGGGGAGAGCAAUUGGAGUAAGCUUUUCUUACUUUCCUGCAAAUCAAGGUUUAACAUUCCACCCAGGAGGGGAGGAAGAUGGUGUGGAUUGCAAGUUUUUGGUGGCACCGAAAGUGGCUCACAGGGACCUGCAGAGUGUUGGCUUCUCUGCCAGAAAGGGGCCAACCCACUAAUAUGCCUGUGGUCCCUAAUGCCCCUGUCAGGGAAAUUGAGAGGACACUGUUCUAGACUGAUGCCAUCUGUCCUUGCUUAAAAUUAAAAAUGUAAUACUCAGGAAUAAAUGAGGCAGUUAUAUUAUAAGUCAGAAACAUAUUACUUGAAUUGUAACUGAAAAUUUUGAGUUCAAUAUGAUUACCUUUGCCUAGUUAAGCACUGAAGUCUCAUUUGGAUCCAGACUAUGGCAAUGAACAACGGUCAUCCUAAAUCAUGGGAGAAUGAAUGAACACACUCCUGGGAUCCUUUCUGACAACCCCAUUAGCCGGUGUUAUUGAAGACAUUUCUUAUAAACUCUAACCUGUACUUGAGAUGGCAACUCUAGACUAACACAAACUACUGAGGCAGCUUAUUUAAAUACUUAUCACACUUCCUGGUAAGUCCUUUCAGUUAAUAGCCAAAUAAGUCAUUGAAUGGGAAGUUUUGACUUCAUGGUAUAAUUUAGAUAAAGCACAUAAGGAAGAUGAGCACUUACCUCAGCACUGGUAGGCUGAUGUUCCUAAAAAGAUUGCUGUUUUUGUUGAUGCUUUUAUUUGAUAGUAUAUUUAUAAACAGAGAGGCUCGGCACAGUUCCCUGGAGGAACCGGGAUCCUUGUGUGUGAAUUUGCAGAAAAGUUUAUAUGUGUCUAUAUUUAAUUUAGAACUUCUUAGUGGGAUUGUAAAUACACUUGCACGUUCGCUGAUGGGUGUCAGUGUCUCACUUUUUGCAAAGUGCAAGGAGAUUCCUAUUAGGUUACAGGGGCUGAGAAUUUGUGCCUACCAUGGGUGUUAUUUCUCACCUGUAACUUAAGUCAGCACAUGCAUUCAAGGGCAAUUGUGGAAAUCAGGAUAUUUCUACAUGCAAACUUAUUUGCAUGUCAUCAUGGUCUCCUCUAGAGCCCCAAAGUGUGUUGGUUUGGAAGCUAGUAAAACAGGUUGAUGAGUAUUCUGUAGCUUCCUUAUAAAAUGAGGGCCUCUCUUUCAGAA
Hipposideros armiger (great roundleaf bat) is the source of this 4287-nucleotide messenger RNA. It is a transcript of the gene PAQR9, whose product is annotated as progestin and adipoQ receptor family member 9. Gene Ontology annotation, cellular component: membrane. The record is from RefSeq and is a predicted model, not a curated record. NCBI's taxonomy places the organism in Eukaryota, Metazoa, Chordata, Mammalia, Chiroptera, Hipposideridae. Bases 980 to 2113 code for a protein of 377 amino acids. The transcript has a single exon. Gene Ontology annotation, molecular function: signaling receptor activity.